This is a messenger RNA of Amoebophrya sp. A25, 591 nucleotides long. The record is from the annotation of a GenBank genome assembly. NCBI's taxonomy places the organism in Eukaryota, Dinophyceae, Syndiniales, Amoebophryaceae.
GAAGCAGCGUUUCCAUUUUUUUGCUAGAAGUAUCAGCCAUUCUAGACUAUUUUUUCAAGUGCAAGUGCUCCAGUCAUUCUUGAUCGAUCUUGGCAGUAGUUCAGAAGGGCUACUUGAGCUGCUAUAGUGAUGGUGAGCGCUCCUUUUCAGGAACAGCGCUCACGAUCGUCCUCCGAUCGAGAGGUGAACUCGGGCGCUUUGCUGUACAGGUGUUAUUUUUCAAUAGAUGGCGUCUUUGCGUACUGUCAAGGCUGGGAAGUACACAGGCAAACUCGAUGCCAUCAUCAUCGUCAUCAUUAUCAUCGUUUAAUUAUCGUCGUCAUUUACAUUCGGCAUAUUUCUGGAUAUAGACUCUUCUGCAACUCAAACUCUCGAGAUGUUAUACGCAACUUCUGCAUCUGCGCUGCAAGUGGGUUACUUUGCUAAAGCCGAAUAGCUGGCGGCAGUUGUAAUAGCUACUAUUCGUCGUGUGGGAAGAACAAGGACAUCGUAGUAACUAGUACAUCCGCGACACGAGUAGGCGAGCGCCAGCUAUAACUGUAGACAGUCAUCGCCCGCCAGAUUUCCUGCAUGAUUUGGCCAAAAUUUGAC